AAGCAAUCUGAGGCUCUACUGAGAAACCCUGCAUUUCACAUAGUUCCACAGUAGAAAAGCUGACACCCUGCUCAGUACUAAGGGAAACUGGGGUUAAUGUUUAAAAUUCAGAGCAGAGCUUUUUUGUGACAUCUGUUGCUUUUGGAAAUUGCUUUUAUUUCAUCCGAUGAAUAUUCAAUCCAUUCGAAGGGGCAUCUUUUGUCCCCGUCAGAACCCCAACUGCACCAGUACUGUGGAGUCCCUCAAGGGUGUCUGGAAUGACACAGAAGCUAAUGCUUACAAACUGGUGGACCUGCCUCCUGUAGCCCCAACAGAAAUGACAGUGCAAGAUGUUCCUCGUGCCUUCCCUACAUUGGAUGUUCCAAACCAUGCCCACUACACAAUUGGAACUGUCAUUCUGGUGGUGGGGAUCACCGGAACGCUGGGUAACUUCCUGGUCAUCUAUGCUUUCUGCAGGAGUAAGAGUCUUCGAACUCCAGCCAACAUGUUCAUCAUUAAUCUAGCUAUUAGCGACUUCCUAAUGUCCAUCAUACAGGCUCCAAUUUUCUUCACUACCAGUCUCCACAAGCAUUGGAUUUUUGGCAAGAAAGGUUGUGAACUGUAUGCCUUCUGUGGAUCCCUUUUUGGCAUUACAUCCAUGAUCACAUUGAUGGCAAUCGCACUGGACAGAUAUUUUGUGAUCACACGACCACUGGCCUCCAUUGUGGUGAUGUCCAAGAAGAAGGUUUUGAUAAUCCUUCUAGGAGUCUGGCUGUACUCUUUGGCUUGGAGCCUCCCACCCUUCUUCGGAUGGAGUGCUUAUGUUCCUGAGGGUUUGUUGACUUCCUGUUCCUGGGACUAUGUGAUCUUUACCCCAUCAGUCCAUGCCUAUACAAUGCUCCUCUUCUGCUUUGUCUUCUUCAUUCUUCUGAUUGCCAUCAUAUACAGUUAUGUCUUUAUCUUCGAGGCUAUCAAGAAUGCCAAUGAGGCUGUUCAGAACAUUGGUUGUGAUGCUAAUAAAGUAUCCCAGAGACAGUAUCAGAAGAUGAAGAAUAAAUGGAAAAUGGCCAAAAUUGCCUUGAUUGUCAUCUUACUUUACAUCAUUUCCUGGUCACCAUAUUCUAUUGUAGCUCUGUUGGCUUUUGCUGGGUAUUCCCAUCUCCUGACACUCUUUAUGAACAUCGUACCAGCUGUGAUUGCCAAAGCUUCUGCCAUCCACAACCCCAUCAUUUAUGCCAUAACUCAUCCCAAAUACAGAAUGGCCAUUGCAAAGUAUGUGCCGUGCCUUCGACCCCUGCUAAGAGUUUCUCGUAAAGACUCCAGGUCUUGCUGCAGGUAUCUCUCAUCCACUAUUACCAGCCAGUCUGAGAUAAGUGAACUGCAGAAAGGAAAGAGACGGAUAUCCUCUCUCUCAGACAGUGAAUCCGACUGGACCGAUACAGAAGUUGAUGUCGUUAGUGUGAUCUCCAGACCAGUCAGUAAACAGCUUUCCUAUGAAAUAGGCAAAUACGCUGAUGAAACCAGUGACACAAAAGCCAAAUCUAAACCGAAAAGCCAUGAUUCCGGGAUUUUUGAGAAGACUUCUGAAGACACCAAUGACAUUUCCAUGGUGGAGCUGAAUGUCAGAGAGUGCAGUUCCUCUCCUGUUGCCCUGCCAUCUAUAAUCUUUAGCCUUGAGGAAAUCCAAACAGGUGAGGGCCUGAAUGGCACUGGACUACGAAAAGGAGACUCUCACUCUAGACCAUCUGCAGCCCAGAUACCCAGCAUUAUAAUAACAUACAGCAAUGUCCAGGGAAUAGAACAGCCUUCUGAAUACAGCUCUGACUUCAGGUUCCCUAAGAACAGUAGCCACAGUCAGGAUAAGGACUACGGUAGCCAACCAGACAGACUGUAUCAGGGUGUUGCCUUAGGUAUCUCAGGAGAAACCACAGAUCAACUGAGCACAGAAGACCUCCAAAACUGCUCUGAUCCAUGGAAAGCCACCAUUACUACAGUGACCCAACACAAGAUAAGCCAAGGGUAAAAAGAAGACACUGAAGCAGCAUCUGAGCUCUCUCCAGUGGUUGGUUUCCUGUUCUAGCUCGUGUGUUAGAACAAGUAUAUUAUUUCUCCACCAUCUAGAUCAUGAAAUUACUCUUUUCACUCAGAUUUCACUCUGUUCAGGAAUUAGCAACUAUUGCGUGAACACCAUCUUCAGUUACAGUAUAUGCAGGCUUCAUGAUAAGACUUCAU
Molecule: messenger RNA, 2211 nt
Organism: Dermochelys coriacea (leatherback sea turtle)
Lineage: Eukaryota; Metazoa; Chordata; Testudines; Dermochelyidae
Gene: OPN4
Product: opsin 4
Biological process (GO): G protein-coupled receptor signaling pathway; visual perception
Cellular component (GO): membrane
Molecular function (GO): G protein-coupled receptor activity
Source: RefSeq, a predicted model, not a curated record